Messenger RNA from Coregonus clupeaformis (lake whitefish), 2304 nucleotides. Its product is annotated as steroid hormone receptor ERR2-like. Gene Ontology annotation, cellular component: nucleus. Gene Ontology annotation, molecular function: zinc ion binding; nuclear steroid receptor activity; sequence-specific DNA binding. The coding region runs from base 8 to 1363 and encodes 451 amino acids. Gene Ontology annotation, biological process: regulation of DNA-templated transcription. The transcript has 7 exons. The record is from RefSeq and is a predicted model, not a curated record. NCBI's taxonomy places the organism in Eukaryota, Metazoa, Chordata, Actinopteri, Salmoniformes, Salmonidae.
GAGCAGGAUGCCCUCUGAGCUCCAGGAGCGUCACCUGACCUCCAGCUGUGGCUCCUACAUCAAGACCGAGCCCUCCUCCCCCUCCUCCUCAUUGGUUGACACCGUCAGCCACCACAGCCCCUCGGCCAAUAGCGACGCCAGCGGCGGCUACAUCAACGUAAACAACCUCAACAGACGCUCGCACGUCCUCGACUCCCCGCCCAUGUUCAACCCGGGCAUGCUGGGAGGGGACGGAGCCUGUCUCCGGCGGUAUGAUGACUGCGGAGGGGGCGUGGUGGAUGAUUCGCCAGUCAAGUGCGAGUAUAUGUUGAAUGCGAUUCCGAAGAGGGUGUGUCUGGUGUGCGGGGAUAUCGCAUCGGGUUACCACUACGGGGUCGCCUCCUGUGAGGCCUGUAAAGCCUUCUUCAAAAGGACCAUACAAGUCAGCAGACGCUCUAAUCCAGAGCAACAUACAAGAAACAUAGAGUACAGCUGUCCGGCCACCAACGACUGUCAGAUAACCAAGAGGAGACGCAAGUCCUGCCAGGCCUGUCGCUUCAUGAAGUGUCUCAAUGUGGGCAUGCUCAAAGAGGGUGUGCGUCUGGAUCGUGUGAGGGGUGGAAGACAGAAGUACAAGAGGAGAAUGGGGGACACAGAGAACGGGGCCUAUCUAGGCCUGACGCUCCCCCCUCCUGCCAAAAAACCAUUGACAAAGAUUGUGUCUCACCUGCUGGUGGUUGAGCCAGAGAAGAUCUAUGCCAUGCCCGACCCGACCAUGCCAGAUGGAUACAUCAAGGCCCUGACCACUCUGUGUGACCUGGCCGACAGAGAACUGGUGGUCAUCAUCGGCUGGGCCAAACAUAUCCCAGGCUUCUCUAGCCUGUCUCUGGCAGACCAGAUGAGUCUACUGCAGAGUGCAUGGAUGGAGAUCCUGGUCCUGAACAUCGUGUUCCGCUCGCUGGCCUGUGAGGAGGAGCUGGUGUAUGCUGAGGACUAUGUGGUGGACGAGGAGCAUGCUCGUCUAUCUGGCCUGCUGGACCUGCACGUAGCCAUCCUGCCUCUGGUCCGCCGCUAUAAGAAGCUGAGCAUGGAGAGGGAGGAGUUUGUCACGCUCAAGGCCAUCGCCCUUGCCAACUCAGACUCCAUGCAUAUUGAGGACGUGGAAGCUGUUCAGCGGCUCCAGGACUCUCUCCAUGAGGCCUUGCAGGACUUAGAAGGUGCCAGGCACUUGGAGGACCCUCGGCGGGCAGGAAAGCUGCUGAUGACCCUUCCCCUGCUCCGUCAGACCGCCGCCAAGGCCGUGCAACACUUCUACAGCAUCAAGGUGCAGGGGAAAGUGCCCAUGCACAAACUCUUCCUGGAGAUGCUGGAGGCCAAGGCUUGACAAUUGGGCGGGAGGCUUGAUGGACAGCUGCAUCGCCCAAUGAGGAUGAAGGACAUCCCGUGAAUAGGCGGGGCGAUGCCAUUGAGGCCUGUGACAGUGACACGAUAAAGUUAAUUGUUGUUUCUGUGGAAUGAAACCCAUGUCAAGAAGUGAAGAAAAAAGACGACUAGAGGGGAAAAAAAGACAACUGCAAACUGAUUUUAAGGGUGAAUAUAAAACGCUUGCUGUAGGAUAUCGUAGUGUAUAUAAAGAUGCUGUGUACAGAACUGUGGGUCUUGUUAUAAGCAGAGACCCUUUUCUCUAGAUCACCUGUAGCUAAUGGAAGGUUUGGUUCUUUUCACCUUGAAACUGAAGUGUGAAUAUUGAUAAUAUGUUCUGAUAAAUCUGAAUGGUUAGAGCCACUCAAGUAUUCACUUUUUUCUCUCUUGUUUUUUUCUCUCUCAGUUGUACAACAUUAUAGUCUGAUAUAUACAUGUACUGUAUAUUGUGUCAAAUUCCCCUGUACGGGUUGGGGAUUUUUUUGGCCGUUAUUGUGAUAUAUUAUUCAUCAAAGAAACACAUUCAUUCACCUUUAGGGGUAAGAGUUUGAGCUCUUCGUAACCAGACCUGGGGUUGAAAUAAAAAUCGAAAAUCUUUCAAAAUAUUUUGAGCAUUUGCUUGAGUCAUGCUUGCAAUGCCAGAUGGUUGGGGUUUACACUUUUGGGACUAUACCAUUAGUUCAAUUGGCCAAGCAAGCUCAUUUACACGAAAAGACGUGUCAUGUGGCAUUUAGUUACAGUACUCAAACAUCUGAUGGAGAAGGAAGUUACAGUGACAGUCGGUCAUACGGUUGUGUCAUGACACUGGUAUUUUGAUAAUAUCGCGGAAGUAUCGCGGCAAGGAAACAAAACAUGACGCAGAUUUAGAACAUGGGCGGCAGGUAGCUUAGUGGUUAAGAGCGU